AUGGAAACUGCAACGAAGUUGCGUGUUCCGUUUCGGAAAGCAAAACAUUUCAGAAACUCUCAUUUUUCAGAGGGGCUGGUUGUUGCUGAUUCGGGAGAGAUUUCUCUGGGUCGAGACCUGGAUUCUCCGUCUAGGAAAAGACGUCGAGUUGGCGAUGGUUCUCCAUCGAGGGAGAGUUUUCCUGGAAACUCUUCUUCUGCUCCAGAUUUGGUGCAGUGGGUCGAAGGUCAGGAUCCUGCUAGUUUGCUGAAUCCUAGAGUGCUAGCGGAAUAUAUCCGAACUUUGGCGAUUCCUGAUGAUGUCACGUGGUUUUGUGGUAGGCCGGGUCAGGAGCUUUCCGAUCUGGCUUGUUUUCAUGGUUUCUCUGCUCUUCAAUCUGUUCUGGUAUUGAACGACCGCCGACAGUGUGCCGAGGAGGAGGUUGAGCGUCUGUCUUCUCUUUUGGCGACUUCCGAGUCUGAAAGGGCAAAAUUGAAGGCCUCUUUGGAAGAGCAUGAUUCCCUUCUGGCGCAGCUUAAGGCGCAGGAUGCGAUUAACGAUCGCCAAGUUAAAGUGAUCGAGAAGAAAACCGAGGACUUGACUCAAGAGAUCGAGGAGCUUAUUCGAAUCAAUUCCCUUGUUGGUGGGGAGAGGGAUAAGCUAAGGUCGGAGGUUGAAGGUCUUCACAUUCGUUUACUGGAUACGAAAGCUUUUUAUUCUGCUUUGAUAAGCGAGUAUCGUCUUGCGAUUGGGAGGAAACUUCUGGAGCAGAACCCUGAUAUUGAUCUUUCUGGAGUUAAUGGGUUGGAUCCCCAGGCCAUCGCCCGUGACCUUCUUGUCAAGAUAUCUAAGGACCGUGUCCAGUAGUUUUUCUUUUGAUUGUACUUGUACGAAUUUUGUAAUUCGCAAUUCAUGAAUAUAUUUUCUGUGUUUCUUCGAA
This is a messenger RNA of Mercurialis annua (annual mercury), 919 nucleotides long. RefSeq lists its product as uncharacterized. The record is from RefSeq and is a predicted model, not a curated record. Bases 1 to 846 code for a protein of 281 amino acids. NCBI's taxonomy places the organism in Eukaryota, Viridiplantae, Streptophyta, Magnoliopsida, Malpighiales, Euphorbiaceae. The transcript is spliced from 4 exons.